Coccinella septempunctata (seven-spotted ladybird) is the source of this 1493-nucleotide messenger RNA. RefSeq names its product zinc finger Y-chromosomal protein 1-like. Gene Ontology annotation, molecular function: DNA-binding transcription factor activity, RNA polymerase II-specific; RNA polymerase II transcription regulatory region sequence-specific DNA binding. The record is from RefSeq and is a predicted model, not a curated record. Lineage: Eukaryota; Metazoa; Arthropoda; Insecta; Coleoptera; Coccinellidae. The transcript has 2 exons. The coding region runs from base 68 to 805 and encodes 245 amino acids. Gene Ontology annotation, biological process: regulation of transcription by RNA polymerase II.
GUGAUUUGGAAAAUAAAUUCGCAUUGAUGAGCUUAUUUAUAAUUAAUUAAUUAUUAAUUUGUUAACUAUGGAAGGUAAUUCUUGUAUCAAUAUUGAAGAAGACGUACAUAUCACAUGUGAUGAAGUGAAAUUAGAAAAAAAAUUAGGAAUCAUGGACAUUUUUGAAGAAUUCAUUGACGAAAAAGGAGUUCAUGAUAGAGAGAAAUAUAUAAUUAAGAAUGAAGAGAGCAACCCGAAUUUCUUGAUUGAAAAAGUGGAUGCGAGUAAAUCAACAGCAUCUUGUGUUAGAGAAACAGCUCAGACAUUAGAUCCACUAUGCAAUAAACUUGAACGUCCAUAUCACUGGGAACAGAGUGAAUUUCCUAAAUAUCAAAAUGAUUAUCCUCCAGGUGAGGAAAAAUAUCGUGAUGAACACAUAGAGUAUGAUCAUACUGCAAGUCCUAAAGAUGACAAGCAAUGGAGUGUUGAAUCUCUGCCUUUGAAUGUCAAGAAUUAUAAGUGUCCUAUGUGUGAUUUUGAGACCAAUUAUGAAGAAAAACUUUCAUUUCACAUAAAGUCUGUACAUUUGAGUAUUAAGUGCGACUUGUGUGAGUUUGUUACAACUGAAAAACAUAACCUUCAAAGGCACGUCUUGCGUGUUCAUUUGGAUCUAAAGAAACACAAGUGUCAUUUCUGUGAGUAUGUCACAGACAGAAAAGGCUCGCUUCAAAAACAUGUAGAUUCUGUUCAUUUAAAUAUCAAGAACCACAAAUGUAAUUUUGUGAAUAUGCUGCAAGUGUUAAGCAAAAACUCGAUAUGCACGUGAAAUCUGUACAUUUGAAAAUUAAGGAAUACAGGUGUCACUUAUGUGAGUUCGCUGCAAGUGUAAAACAAAGACUUGAUGGACACGUGAAAUCCGUUCAUUUGAAAAUCAAGGAUCUCGAGUGUCAUCUAUGCGACUAUGUUACAAGUAGAAAAGCGUACCUUAAGAAGCACAUCGAUUGCGUUCAUUUGAAUAUCAAGAAACAUCAAUGUCACUUAUGUGAAUAUGCUGCAAAUGAGAAAAAUAUCAUCGUGCAACAUAUGAAAUCUGUUCAUUUGAAAAUUAGGGAACAUAGAUGUCAUCUAUGUGAGUUUGCUGCUAGUGAAAAACAUAAACUGAACGGACACAUAAAAUCUGUUCAUCUGAAAAUUAAGGAACAUGAAUGUCACUUAUGUGAGUUUGUUACAAGUAGAAAAGAGUACCUUCAAACACAUGUCGAGCGAAUUCAUUUGAAUGUUAAGAAAUACAAAUGUCAUGUAAAUUCCGUUCAAUUGAAAAUUAAAGAACACCGGUGUCACUUAUGUGAAUAUGCUGCGGUCAAGAAACAAAACCUCAAAGUACACAUGAAAUCUGUUCAUUCAAAUACCUAAUUGCAAUUAUCACUUACAAACUAUGAUAAAAAUGUACAUAUAUAUGUUUAUUAUUGUAGAAGUGACUGUAACUAAGUCAAAACUAUACUAUUUUCUUAUUA